Aureobasidium vineae is the source of this 1275-nucleotide messenger RNA. NCBI's taxonomy places the organism in Eukaryota, Fungi, Ascomycota, Dothideomycetes, Dothideales, Saccotheciaceae. The record is from the annotation of a GenBank genome assembly.
AUGGCCACGGCAGCAAUGCAUCACAUCAUGCCCAAGCUGCACAUCGGCAGCAGCAGAGACAAGGAUGGCCGCAAAGUGAGCCGAUCCGAGGCCUCGGCCAACAACCGCGCCCGUGAAGAGGAAAAGGGCAGACUUCUUGCCUGGGAAGCACAGAAACAACCCCUGGAGUACGACCAAAUAUUGGUCGAGCCCAACUCGAAGCCUGUUGGUCACAGCUCAAAGGUUUUACGGCGCGAGGAUUUCGAUCUUGUCAAGACACUCGGCACUGUCUGGCUCGCGAACUUGGUCACAUCCAACAAGGAUGACGCAGACAAAGUCUUUGCCCUGAAGAUAUUGCGCAAGACUGAUGUCAUCCGCUUGAAGCAAGUCGAACAUGUUCGCAACGAGCGCAACGUCCUGGCCGCCGUAGCAGGACACCCAUUUAUCACAACAAUGGUCGCCAGCUUCCAGGACCAAGACACUCUAUACAUGCUGGUAAGCUGCCUACCACGUCCACCCAGCCACAUCCAAACUGACCUUUCGUGUCUCUGCUGCAGUNUGGAUUACUGCCCUGGUGGUGAGGUUUUUAGCUAUUUGCGCCGCGCUCGCCGUUUCAACGAAUCCACGUCACAGUUCUACGCCGCCGAAAUCGUCCUUAUCCUCGAAUUCCUGCACGACCACCAAGGUGUCGCAUACCGUGAUCUCAAACCCGAAAACAUUUUGAUCGACGCAGAAGGACACCUCAAGCUUGUGGAUUUCGGAUUUGCAAAGAAGGUCGAAAACNAGUGCGUAAUCCCCUUUUCCAGCCUCCAGGGUUGUGUGGUGAAACCGCCAAACGGCUUUUGCUCUCGGUUCCUUCUGCCACGUUGUGCUGGACGAACGGGUUGGCUGACGUUGGAUACCAAAACAGGAGAGACAUACACAUUGUGCGGAACGCCAGAAUAUCUCGCGCCAGAAGUCAUCCGAAAUACCGAANUCGUCGAAGGCAAACUCCGUUUCCCUUCUGCCAUGUCACCGGAUGCUCGCGACCUCAUCUCACAACUGUGCACCGUGGACGUGUCAAAACGUCUGGGCAACAUCAAAGGCGGUGCUUCGGCCAUCAAGGCACACCCCUGGUUCAAAGAGAUCGACUGGGACGCCAUGUACCACCGCAAGGUCCAAGGCCCCAUUGUACCGCAUCUACGAGGUCCCGCCGACACACGAAACUUCGACGAGUACGAUCCAGAACCUCUGCACAAGGACCAAUACACGAAAGAGAUGAAGGAGAAGUACGAAAGUGCGUUCAAGGACUUUUAA